AUGAUGGCGAUAGAACGCCCGUCUGUCCUACAGCUUCCAACGUGGAACGAGCACGCCAUGUUCCCGUAUGGACUGGAGGACCGGGGAGCUGCGCACGGCUCUAUAUUGUCGGAGAAAAGGGACCCCCUGCCCCGGAACGAGCUGCUAAUAGAGCCCCUGCAUCCCCACGCGCUCCGGCCAGGACUCUACGUGCGCGGGCUACAGCGACCCCCUGCGCAGGGUACAGCGACUCGCAGCCAGACAAUCCAGACCAACGGCAGCAUCCUGACAGAGACCAAACCCCCACGGUCAGAGCACAGCUACCUGUGGAACGGCCACCGCAGAGUCAACAGUGAGCAGGGGGACAGUGACCACGACGCCAUGCACCGAGGACCCGCCUCUGGGACGGACCUCUUCUCUAACUGCACAGAGGAGUGUAAGGCCCUGGGGCACUCGGACCGCUGCUGGAUGCCCGCCUUUGUGCCCGCCGAGCGACAGGGCUCAGACUACCGCAGUAACCUCCACGUGCCAGGCAUGGAUGCACCGGCAGACGCUGAGAGGGGAACAACUUUUGCCAGCUCCUUCCGCGUGGACAUCCCAGACACGGCAUGA
Molecule: messenger RNA, 591 nt
Organism: Knipowitschia caucasica
Lineage: Eukaryota; Metazoa; Chordata; Actinopteri; Gobiiformes; Gobiidae
Source: the annotation of a GenBank genome assembly